This is a messenger RNA of Paralichthys olivaceus (Japanese flounder), 2986 nucleotides long. Its product is annotated as FH2 domain-containing protein 1-like. NCBI's taxonomy places the organism in Eukaryota, Metazoa, Chordata, Actinopteri, Pleuronectiformes, Paralichthyidae. The record is from RefSeq and is a predicted model, not a curated record.
CCACAGUCUGAUGUCACUCUUUGCGUUGGAGGACUGGGAGCUGAGGCAGGAAAAGAGGCAAACUUCACAGGAUCAUUACUAAUACAGUUUAAAUGCAUCAUCGUAACUGAAAACAUUUUGGACACAAUAGCUGCACCGCUCUCCUGUAGAAACAACCAUUAAAGAGCAGCUUAUAUUUCACUUCAUAGGCUUUAAUCCUGCCUGCAUCUGUGCGAUGAUGGCUGCAUCCCAAACCCUCUGAGAGCUCGUCCCCAAAAGAUGCAACCAGAGGGUCCUCCCACUCCACCCUCUCUGCUGCCACCACCUCCACCUCCACCGCCACCUCCUCCGCCACCACCACCACCGCCACCUCCUCCACCACCACCUGCCCAUGGCCUUCCUCCACCCCUGCAUGGCCUGGGCAUCAAUUUCAAGGGGGAGCUGCGGCGCUCCAGGAUGCGCAAUUUCAAUUGGGAAACACUUCCCAAACACAGUGUGGUGGGAAAGCACAACAUCUGGACCUCGGAUAACAUUGAAGGGGAGUACGAGCUGGACACGGAUCACAUGGAGGAGCUGUUCAGCCACAAGAAGCAGCUCAAGGCCCUGAACCGCCAAAGUCUCAGGUCACAACAGUCGGCUGGCUCUGGAGGGGAACUGGUUUCCAUCCUCAACUCCAAGAGGAGCAUGAACAUUGGAAUUUUCCUGAAGCAAUUCAAGCGGCCUAUGAAAGACAUGAUCGAAGAUAUCAUAUCAGGACGCAGUGACUGUUUUGGCGCAGGAAAAAUGAGGGAGCUGUGCAAGCUGCUGCCAGACGACGGGGAGGUCAAGCAGCUAGUCGGUUUUAAGGGUGAGGACUCGGCUCUUCCUGAAGCAGAUAAGUUCAUGCUGAGGCUGGUGAAGAUUCCCAGUUAUGAAAAGCGUCUCAGUAGCCUGGUGCUCAAAGAGGAGUUUUUCCCACUCAUGGAUGAAAUGAAAGAAUUCAUAUGCACUUUGACGGCUGCUGGACGAGAGCUGUUGGAGUCUGAACAUCUCCAUUCUGUCAUUCGUCUGGUACUGAAGACUGGAAAUUACAUGAAUGCUGGAAGCUAUGCAGGCAGUGCAAUCGGCUUUCGAAUGUCUUCGCUGCUGAAGCUGGUGGACACCAAAGCAAACAAACCUGGAAUGAAUCUGAUGCAUUAUGUCGUGAUGCAAGCUCAGAAUGCCGACAUGGCCCUGCUUGAAUUUCCAGAGCAACUCACACACAUCGAAGCUGCAGCAAGAAUAAACAAAAGCGAAGUUGAAGCAGAGUUUGCACGACAGGUAAAGAAAGUACGAGAUGCCAAGGUGGACACUCAGAAGCAGGAUGACCUAAGGACACAGAUGGAGGAUUUUCUAAAGGAGGCUGAGGUCUGCUUGGCCGAAGUAGAGACAGAUUUUCAGGAACUGCAGUCAGUGAGCAAUUCAGUGGCCGAUUACUUCUGUGAAGACCCAAGCAAGUUCAAACUGGAGGAAUGUUGCUCCAUUUUCUACUCCUUUUGUGAAAAAUUCCUGCGGGCCAAGCAGGAUAACAAGGCACGAGAGGUGGCAGAGGUGAAGCGGAGACACAGAGACAGAUUACAGAUCGCUGCCAAGCGCAGGUCCACAGCUACCUGCUCCAGUAGAGACAAGGAAAUGGAUAGUGUCGCAUUAGAGUCCGUACUACAAAACCUCCUUACCAGACGUGGCUCUCGCAGGAGAUCUGAAAGACCCUUGUCCACUCAAGGACGCCCCAUGAGCGGCAGCCCAAACAACGGGAGCUUAUCAGAAAUUACCUCACAGGCAAACCUCCCCCCUGCAAAUGAAAAGAGAUGCGGCUCAUUUAGAGCCAACGAGAUUUUCAGAAAAGAAUGGAAUUCAGCAGCUGAGCUCACAGGGAAGGCUUCACAAAGCAAAGCCCAGUCCAAUGUCGAGGACAACAAGGCAAUAAGUAUGAUUCCUUGUGAAGAAGAGAUGACAGCUUCCAGAAAAGAGGAAUCUAGAGGAUUUUCACACCCGGCCAAUAGAACCCCCAGCAAUUCCUCCUCAGUCAGAUGUUUGUCAACCACCACAGAUGAUGAUGUUGAGAAGAACAUGCAGAACAAUAAUGAGGAGGAAGCCCAGAAGUUGAGAGAAGCAUCUAAAAAGGUGUUGCGCUUUCAGAACAGUCGUGGCAGUGCAUCUGUGGACCAUUCUUUGGAAAAUCAGAAAUCUCCUGGUCCGCGUACCACUUUGUCUCGUCAAUGCACCUUUGAUGAGGAAACCGACCGGUAUCCAGGAGACCCAACCAAUGAAGAAUUGAUCAGAUUUUUGAUCAGUCCCUCCGCCACCUCAAAACGCAACCUGGGCCGUCGCCACACACUGCCGACCAAUUUCCCUAAAACCCAGGAAGAGGAAGAUAAUCUGUGUGAUCUGCCUCCAAUCAGAACUCCUAAUCCUGUUUCAAGAGCAAAGUUUGCUGAGCACAGUCCCACAAAACAAGUGUUUGAUUUUUGUGAGGCUUCUACCAACUUUAAAAAAUCGGACUCUCAAGACAACAGUUUGUCAGCAGAGAAGACAAGCAAGCCAAGUGUUUCUUCAGCCAAUGUUCCAAAUGAAGGGCAGGGGGAGCAAAAUCAAGAGUCGACGGAGCCCACAGGAAACCACGUGCAGAGGAACAGUGAAAAUAUUGCCCCCAAAAGCACGUGGACCAAGACCGACACGUCUGGACUAUUCUUUAGCUUUUUCAAACGCCUUGGAGAUAUGAGCAAACUUCAGAGCAGCAAGGAAACUGUUCAUAAGGGUUCUGGUGUAUAGACUUUGAAAGAUAAAAAAUGUAAAGCCAACGAAGCGAAUUAAACCAUAGUGUUGCUUGUGAUUACGUCAUCGAGGUGUAUUGUUGUGACGAUGGGUCGUGAAGGUUGGAAGAGGUCAGAGAAGGUUGGAAGAAGUCAGAGAAGGUUUGAAGUCAGAGAAGGUUGGAAGUCAGAGAAGGUUAGAAGAAGUCAGAGAAGGUUUGAAGUCAGAGAAGGUU